Messenger RNA from Drosophila novamexicana, 711 nucleotides. RefSeq lists its product as uncharacterized. The coding region runs from base 111 to 548 and encodes 145 amino acids. Lineage: Eukaryota; Metazoa; Arthropoda; Insecta; Diptera; Drosophilidae. The transcript is spliced from 2 exons. The record is from RefSeq and is a predicted model, not a curated record.
AAAUGAAAUUUGUUUUGAAAAUUUUAUCCAAUCAACCAGGCAGAAAGUCCAAAUUAAUAUUUUAGAUUUUAAUUUUAAAGUCGCGCUAUUUGAAUCAGUUUAUCAAGAACAUGGACAACACUUUGGAUAAUCAACUGGUUAACGAAGCCGUUGAUAUGAUGAGCAAUCUGAAGAUCAUAGCAGAGCCUGGUGAACCCAAUGAACUAACUUCCGCCGGGGACAGUGAAAUAAAGGUGAAAGCUGUUAACAGACGCUUGAGCCUGCACACCCUGGCCCAGGUUGUGCUGAUGCUGCAGAAGCGUUUGAAUCAUGCCAAAUCGAUGGCCGAUUAUGUUGAUGUCACCGAUGAUGUUGUCUAUUGGCGUGCACUGGCCAUGUCGCGCGGCCAGGAGAUUGAACGCUUUCUAAAUGUUAUUGAGCUGCAAAAGAAGCGCAUUGAUACCUUGGAACGUGAUCUGGGCACACUGGUGAAUCUGGCGCAGGAAACACAAAAGAUGCUGGCCGACAUCAGUCCCGAGAAGCCUAGCAGCGAUAAGCCAAGAAAUUAGUCAACCAAUUUACCUGAGCAUAUAACGCAAACCUUCAGGAAUGAGCGUUAUUUAGGAAGACUUGAAAAAGUCUAGCAUUUUUUUUUAAAUAAUUGUUUUACUCACUGUUAGAAUUUUGUGCGUGCAGUUAAAGCGAUGCAAAUAUAAUGUAUUCGAAAUCUUG